CAGUGGUCUCCAAGACCAGCUGCUGGGAAUUGUGGUGGCGGAGGAGCGCCCUGACCUGGAGGACUCCAAGAACCAGCUGAUUGUCAGCAAUGCCAAGAUGAAAUCUGAGCUGAAGGAGAUCGAGGACAAGAUCCUGUACCUGCUCAGUGCCUCCCAGGGAAGUCCAGUGGACGACAUCGAGCUCAUCGAGACACUGGACGCAUCCAAGAUAACAGCACAGGAAAUCCAGGUAAAGCCAGUGGAUAACAGAACACAAUAUCCAGGUAAAGCAGUGGAAAGCAGCAAAUGAGAUUCAGUUUAGUCCAGUCGAUAGCAGCACUGGAUAUCCAGGUUAAGCAGUGGUUUCUUACUGUUUGUGAAAUGCGUUUUAGCUGUGGCUUGGCUUCAGACUAAUAAGAAAAUAAUAAAUGUUGUUUUAUUUUUGUUGCUGUGUACAGCUUAUUUUAAUAACUCUUUUAAAAAUUCAACUAAUGGUGUCUGACUCCUUUGUUAUUUUCAUCUGUAACUGAUAAUUACAGACUUGUAUUUAAAUAUGAGAGAGUAAAGUCUGUGAAAUGUUAGAUAAACAACAAAAGACAUUGAGAAAGAAUCUGUCAUGCCCUCUAAUUCAUGUUUUGACAAUUCACUACACAAUGAAAACAUAUGAUUUCUUAAAUCCUCUUAUUGUGACACAGACAAAGGUGAAAGUGGCUGAAACAACAGAGAAAAUCAUUGAUGAGACCCGCAGCCAGUACAUCCCUGUGGCCAUCAACUCCCAGAUCCUGUUCUUCUGUAUGGCGGACAUGGGGAAGAUUGACCCCAUGUACCAGUACUCCCUGGAGUGGUUUAUUGGCAUCUUCAUGACCUCAAUAGCUGAGGCAGAGAGAGCAGGUGAGGAGGGGGGGGGCGGCCAAAUCUCUUGUUGGUGCUUUGUAACCAUGGCAAACACCCCCCCCCCGCCCCCCCCCCCCCCCCCCCUCCCCCCCCCAAUGUUAUUUCUCCUCUGAGAUCACCUAGUCAUGUAGCCAUUUAAUUUGGUCUCUUUCAAUUGUGUCAGUCAGCUGUUGCUGGGAGUUCCUCUUGUUGUUAUUGAUUGAGUAUAACUUAUUUAAAUAAGUAGGGCCUGUUAUGGAUAAAAGUUGUCGAAAAUUCAUCUUCAUAAUCAAUUUUAUGUGCAUUUGUCAGCAUAUAAUGAUGUUACAUAUUUAUAUACAGAAGCACAACAUGUCACCAUAUAUAGUAGAAGAGGGUGCCAUGGACUGGUAAGAAGCUUCCCUAGCCAUAAAGCAGUGGUUCUUAACCAUUUAAGACGUAAGGACGACUUGGCAGUUAGGUCAUAACCAGAUGACCUGACAAGCUAAACAAGUCUUAUUGAGCUUUAUCCGACUCAUGGGGGAGAGAAUCAAAGGGGGGUGUCAGCAAGAUGAUUUUUUUUUUAAUUGAACAGUUCAAGUUCAACAUAUUAUAAUUUGAUGAAUCAUCAUAUUUUAAAGAUUAUUCAUUUUAAUAUUAAUCUACUCCUGCUGGCAGAUGCAGACACUGGCGGUCAGCAGGCCAAUAGGUUGAGAGCCACUGCUCUAGAGAAUGCCUUCAGCUUAAAUGGUCAUUUCUGAUUUUGGCCCCUUCAAGUGUUGUCCCUUUAUGUAAAUACUGUUAAGACUUGAAACUUAUUGCAUUCAUCAAAUGAGCUUGUAAACAACAUGACAUCUGGUCUAGCUGGAGAAAUAUUUCUUUUGUUUGCAGAAACUCUGGCAGAAAGGGUUAAUCACAUCAAUGAGACGUUUACCUACAACCUGUUCAUCAACGUCUGCCGCAGUCUGUUUGAGAAACACAAGCUACUUUUUGGCUUGCUAAUGGCCGUCAGGCGGGAAAUGGAAAGUGGGAAAAUUGACAUGGUGAGUUGUCAACAGGGGGGGGGGGCAAGGGAGGGGGCAAUAUGGCAGCCUGUGAGGGGAUGGGGGGGGGGGGGGGGGGGGGGUGGGUGCUUUGUGAGUGGACCAAGGCUGGGCCUUUGGCGAGAAACUUUACCUGCCGAUGGGUCGUAAAAUGGGGGUUUGUGAGUAAACUAUCUGGGGGCCUGUUAGUGGAUAAUUGGAGGCCUGUGAGUAGAAAAUUGGGAGCCUAUGAGUGGACAACUGGGGGCCUGUGAGUGGACAAUUGGUGGCCUAUGAGUGGACAAUUGGUGGCUUAUGAGUGGACAAUUUCAGGCCUAUGAGUGGACAAUUGGUGGUCUGUGAGUGGACAAUUGGGGGCCUAUGAGUGGACAAUUGGUGGCCUGUGAGUGGACAAUUGGGGGCCUGUUAGUGGAUAAUUGGGGGCCAGUGAGUGGACAAUUGGGGGCCUAUGAGUGGACAAUUGGGGGCCUAUGAGUGGACAAUUGGGGGCCUAUGGGUGGACAAUUGCUGGCUUGUGAGUGGACAAUUGGGGGGCCUCUGAGUCCAUUAUCUGAAAAAUAUUUUGAAUAAAGAUAAAUUUAAUCAUUAAAAAUUGAUCAUUUAAUUCAUUCUUGUAAAUUUUGUUCAACUGUCUUAAAGCUGUUGGCAACUUGUGUCAAUAGCAAAGUGAGUAACACUUCGUAAUUUAAUAUGUGUGUCAAAUGGUUUAAAAAAAUUUUACUUGUGUGCGUUGCAUGAUUAGGACAAAAAGUUUCAAACGUCCUACGGUAUCCUAAACUAUCUUACCAUAUUCCAGGCAGACUGGAGGUGGCUGAUAGCUGGUGGUACGGUGGCCCCUGAGGAUCUGCCCAACCCGGCCCCCGAGUGGCUCUCGGCCCGGUCCUGGAAUGACAUCCUCACACUGCCCAGUCUACCGUCCUUCCAGGGGUUUGCUCAAGAUUUUAAAAACCACUUGCCCGCUUUCAAGCACAUCUUUGACAGCCAUGACCCCCAAGAGUAA
Messenger RNA from Lymnaea stagnalis (great pond snail), 2874 nucleotides. The record is from the annotation of a GenBank genome assembly. Lineage: Eukaryota; Metazoa; Mollusca; Gastropoda; Lymnaeidae.